This is a messenger RNA of Somion occarium, 2856 nucleotides long. NCBI's taxonomy places the organism in Eukaryota, Fungi, Basidiomycota, Agaricomycetes, Polyporales, Cerrenaceae. The record is from the annotation of a GenBank genome assembly.
GGGGCUUCGCAAACAGUGCAGAUGACAUUUCUUCUCUUGAACGGACCGCCGGAAAAGCAACAUGCAACUCAACUGCGUUCUUAUGACGUACUAACAAGAUCUAUUCAAGAUGUCGUUGAUUUUUACAGUAUUUAUAUGACAGUUUUCCCGGACCUCGUCUGAUGCCUCAUUGUGCAUCGUACCUUGCAGUCUCCUGCGAUCUUAAUCAAUAUGCGCCUCUUGACUCUUGUCAUGCAGAUCGUCCUCCCAUUAUUUGUCUCAUCCCUUGGGGCAGGCGCGGCCAACCUGACUGAAGAUUAUUUCCAGCCAAAUUCUACAGGUAUUAAGUUGCAAAAUGGGUUCGAACGCUUGUUCAUUCAGCCAUUCGGGCCUCAUGGAAUGCGCGUACGUGCAAGUCUCAUGCGUGACCCCACUGGGACCGAAUCUUCUGCUCUACUCGACCCUCCCAUCGAAGGUCCCGGAGGUAACGCAGGUCUAAGUCAUGACCUCGCGAUCCCCUUCAAAGGCAACGCCACCAUCCGAAACGGCAAUCUCGUCGCGGAACUUUCCUUUGGAAUCCUCUCAUUUUUCCGCGUCUCCUCAAACGGUUCACGUACUCUUCUCAUUUCAGAGUACACUGACACGAAGACGCUUCCCGCACGGUAUUACAGACAAGACUUUCGAGCUGGAAGUUUUGCUGCGGAGUUCUCGUUUACGAGUGAUGCGGAUGAGCAGAUUUAUGGAGUUGGACAACAGGCGUGUUGCAAAGACAAUUCAGUAAACAAAAAGGGGCAGGUGGUGGAUUUGAUCAAUUAUAAUUCACAUGUGCCAUUGCCGGUGUUUAUGUCGAAUAAGGGAUACCUACAGUUCUUCAAUAUGCCUGGACAGGGAAGGUUAGAGUUUAGUCCUCUAAGAACCAGGCUUGCCGUUGAUGAGGCAUUCGUAGUGGACUACUGGAUUACUACAGCUGAACCUGGGGAUUAUGAUGCCCUACAGGAACAAUUCACUGCUGUUACUGGACGACAACCGACUCCGCCUGACUUUAUACUGGGCUACCAACAAUCGAAGCUACGUUACUACAACGAAACCCAAAUAUUGAGCCUGGCGCAGCGCUUUCAUGAUGAACAAGUCAACGUUUCGCUGAUUGUAGUAGACUUCUUUGCAUGGAAGUUCCAAGGAGAUUGGUCAUUCAAUCCCGAAUUCUGGCCCGACCCAGUUGGUAUGGCAGCUAAAGUCAAAGAGCUUACCGGUGCAGAGAUGAUGGUAUCACUGUGGCCAAGCGUGGAAGACUUGUCGGUGAACUACAUUCCCAUGCAGGAACAAGGCCUUCUUGCUAUCACUCGAGAUGGCCCCGGCGUACAGGAUUCAUUCGCUGGUGUAUACACUCGCUUGAUCGAUUCGACGAACCCCGCUGCUAGGCAGUUCUUGUGGAAGAGGUUGAAUGAUAGUUAUUUCUCGAAAGGGAUUCAUAACUUCUGGAUCGACCAAGCUGAUGGCGGUACCCUAGGAGAACCAUUCGAGAACAAUGGCCAAGACACCAUCAAUUCCCUCCCAUACGCUCGCUCUUUCGCUCAAUACUUCCUUGGGACCCAGGAAAAAGUCGGAAAGAUCUAUCCAUGGCUACAUCAACAGGCUAUCGAAGAAGGCUUCCAAAAUCUCACCCAGGCUGAUCCUUCUUCGUCAUCCUGUCAAUAUAUGUCGUUGACCAGAAGUACCUUUGUCGGAGGACAGCGGUUUUGCUCGUAUUUGUGGAGUGGGGAUACGUCCUCGAGGUUCGACGUAUUAGCUCAACAAAUCACUGCUGGAGUUUCCGUUGCUGCUAGUGGAAUAUCUUCUUGGACGUUGGAUAUUGGUGGGUUCACAGGUUUGAACGUAGAUACUGACUCGGGUCGGGAGCUGUUCGUCCGAUGGCUCGCUAUGGGUGUAUUCCUGCCGUAUAUGCGUGUCCAUGGUGAUCGCGAUUGCAACAUACCUUUAGACCCUUCACAAUUCCUUGCCAAUCAAUGCCCAAACGAGCCUUGGUCCUACGGCGAUGACAACUUCGUCAUCAUCAAAAAAUAUAUCGCCCUGCGAUACCAACUGGUCCCAUACGUGAAGGCACUCUUCCAGAUGCUGCAAGCAUCUGGACGAACUAUCAUGAGACCACUUUAUUAUGAUUUCAACCAUGACCCGAGUAUCAUCAAUGGGACUGCUGUGAAUGAUCCUAGGAUUGUUCACGAAUAUAUGUUUGGGCCUCAAAUUCUUGUCGCACCUGUUUCAGUCGAAGGAGCCGCAACGAAGGACGUCUAUCUACCCGUUCUCUCAGAUGCAAUGAUUGCCCAAAAUUUCACUUGGACACACUGGUGGUCGGAGAAGGACUUUGGCACAGGAGGGGAAACAGUUACGGUGAAUGCCCCAUUAGACCAAAUUCCCGUUUUCUACCUCGGAAGCAAAGAGGAUAUAUUCUCUGGCAAAGUGAAUAUCUAACACGAAUCGGAUAAUGAAAGUCCUUCCAAUGAAACACAAAUAUAUGAGUACAAUGAGUACAAUCAAUACAUAAUAGACGACGUGUUUCGGAAAGUAUGCGUAGAGUGAAUUAUUCCAUGACCCAAUCCCGAACCACCUUGCAACCUCCGAUAUCGGGAUGUAAUAGGACAGAGGAGAUCCAAUGUUCGAGCAAUUGCCUACGUUGCUCCAGAAAAGACGGGCGAAAUUUCGACCAAGGUGACUUCGGAGGAAGAGUUGGCAGAAACCGCUGAUAACUAGGCUGAUAGUGGCAGUAUGAGCCAUCAAAUAUUCAGAUGAACAUGUCACAACAUACCGGUAGCGUAGCACGUAGCUUCGCAUGGAGCUCUGCAAAGGCGCUAUAACGCUUCAACGCAUGUAUGACCGUUCCCU